AUGUGGCCCCUGUGCGCGCUGCUCGGUCUGGCUCUCUCCCUGUGGCGCGUAGCAGGAGGGGCCAUCAGCCUCUCCUCCGGCCCCCGGAGCCUGAGCCGUGCGGUGCAGGAGCAGGUGACCUUCUGGGUGGAGGUGCAGUGUGACGGGACGCCCACCUUCCACUGGAGCUUCAUGUCUGGGACGGUGAGCCGCUCCAUCGCCUCCUGGAGCCCGGGGAACUUCUCCAACAUCACGGCCGACUACAGCAGCAGGGUGCAGGCUUUCUCCAACGGCUCCAUGGGCCUCUCCGACCUGCGGCUGCCGGACGCCGGCUUCUACGUGCUCACGGUGACCGAGGAGGGCGGAGCCACACGCGACCUGGGCUUCGUGCUCAAAGUCACAGAGGUGCUGUACGAGGACCUGCAGUACCUCUCGGUCUCCGCUCUGGCCCUGGGCUGUCUCGUCGCGCUGCUCAUGUUCAGCGUGUGGCUCCUUGACAAAGUGUACCACCGCGUCAGGGUCUGGAUGCGCCGGAAGCGUAUGCCAGAGGCGCAUUUGACGGAGCUGCAGCCGCUCUGA
Messenger RNA from Knipowitschia caucasica, 558 nucleotides. Lineage: Eukaryota; Metazoa; Chordata; Actinopteri; Gobiiformes; Gobiidae. The record is from the annotation of a GenBank genome assembly.